UAUGUCUCUGAGUUUAUAGGCAACAAAGAGGAAAUGCGUCUGUGAAAAUUUGACCCUUCUCUCAAAAAAGAUUAGUUAUGGCAUGCCGUUUAUUGAUAUGUUUGUUGCAUUUUGUAAGUUUUACCUUGUCCGCAAGCACAGAAAUAAGUGGACCUGGAGUUUGUAUGCUACCAAAUAGCACAAUCAUUAAGUGUUGUGCAGGAUAUAUGCUCGUAGGAAACAUGUGUUUAGAAUGUAACCCUGGCUACACCGGUGGGAACUGUUCAUCGACCUGUCCAUCCGGGUACUUUGGACGUCAAUGUAAUGAACGAUGCCGCUGCUCCCAGGAUGAGUAUUGUGAUCCAGCAAGAGGAUGUCUGUGUAACUCAACCAGUGAUUACUGUAGAGAACAAGAAUUGACGACAGGAUUUGCCAACAAUUCAACAGCAAAUCAGUCGCAUAUAAAUAACAUUCUCUCGUCGUUGGUACUUGCCAUAACCGUUCUGGUCAUCGGUAUUAUUUGCAUCAGAAUGCUGUACUCAAAGAUAAUGAAAAGAAAAGAUUUACACUCCGUGCAGAAUGUGACAACCACAGACAAGUCGGCACUAUGUGUAGACCUACACCAGAAUGCCUCCCCUCAACAAAUCGUGGAGAGUAUCGAUAAAAACUGCAAUCCACUGAGCACCGUCAGUCAAAGAGUCGAUGAAGAGAUGAGCAAUUCAAAACAAAGGCAACAAAACAAUGGUUGUAAAACUUUGAUGUUUAGAUUUCCUAAGUCGGUGACUGAUGCAGCUUCUCGGCGACAAAAAAUGCAAUCAAAACAUUUGGUAUCCCAAGUACCAGCUAACGAUAAAGAAUUAUAUGCGAAUUACGUUGAUUUGACUUUUACAAACAAAUCUUUCAGACCUGACAGUCCGAUGGACAAAAUGGACUCAUGUGUGUAAAAUUAUCCACAAUAAGUGUAAUAUAGAUUGGACGUCAUAAGAGGCAGUUUUCAUGAAAUACCAAAUAAAUUUCAAUUUUAAUAAGACAUUAACUGUACAUAUAUAUUUUGAUUAAUUCAAUAAUAGAUGCAUCAUUUUAUUUACGUUAAAAUUAUUUAAUAGUUAAAAUUCUACGUCUUGUCUUGCUUAUUUAAAAUAGUAACAGAGUCAGAUUGCUCAACAUUUGCUCCAGUAACCAAGCAUUGAUGUUACACAGAAAAACGACUGAAUCAUUUGAUUGCAGCGAGAUAAUGAAACUUUUACUACUUUUAUUUUAAAAAAACUGACAGUUUUGUCAAAA
Molecule: messenger RNA, 1263 nt
Organism: Magallana angulata
Lineage: Eukaryota; Metazoa; Mollusca; Bivalvia; Ostreida; Ostreidae
Exons: 7
Coding region: 78-923 (281 amino acids)
Source: RefSeq, a predicted model, not a curated record